AUGGAGCCUCCUUCUAAGAAGAUGCGCAAGGUCAUGGAGCUUGACAGUGAUAGCGACUCCGGCGAUGAUGCCGGUGGAGUUCUCCUCAGCAAGCAGUCACCCGAUACUGGGUUCAAGAUCAACGAAGACUACGCUCGUCGAUUCGAACAUAACAAGAAGAGAGAAGAGGUCGCAAGGUUGGAAGCGAAGUACGGUAAAUCUUCCAGCCUUGGAAACCGCCAAGUUGGUGAAGACUCCGACGAGUCCACCGAUGAAGAAGAGGAUGAUGAUGCAGAGCUUGCAACUCUGGCUCUGGAUGCCGAGAUCUCUGCAACUCUGAAUGCCAUUCGUUCCAAGGAUCCUCGCGUGUAUGACAAAGAUGCCACCUUCUACUCAAAGUUCGACCCCGAGGAAGCCACUGCGGCCAAGCAACCCAAGGAAAAGUCUAUGAAUCUGCGUCAAUACCACACUGAGAAUCUUUUGAAGGGUGUGGACCCAGCCGAGGAGGAAAAUGUCCCAAAGUCCUAUGCCCAAGAGCAAGCCGAUUUGAAAAACGACAUCGUUAAACAAAUGCACAAAGCAGCCGAUAACUCCGAUGAAGAGAUGGAAGAUGCAGAUGAUUUCAUGGUCCGCAAGCCCGGACAGGAUGUUUCGCUGCCCAAGGAAGAAAUCAAACUCGAUGUGGAGAAUGCAGACAAGGAUCCCGAGACCUUCUUGUCCAACUUCCUAUCGUCACGAGCGUGGCUUCCUACCGACAAGCCCAACCUCCAGCCCUUCGACUCGGAUGAUGAUGAGGACUUUGACCGAGCGGAUGUAUUUGAGGAGGCUUACAACUUCCGUUUCGAAGACCCCAACAAGAUGAACGAGGCGCUGGUCACUCACUCUCGUGACCUUACCAACAAGCAAUCUGUCCGUCGCGAUGAAAAGAGCUCUCGCAAGAAGAUCCGUGAUGCGGAGCGUCAGCAGAAAGAGGAGGAAAAGAAGCAGCGCGAGACUGAAAAGAACCGUCUCCGCAAGCUAAAGACCGAGGAACUCCAGAAGAAGGUCGAACAGAUCAAGGAAGUUGCCGGACUCCGGGCCUCCAACUUCACAGAUGAAGAUUGGUCUCGCUUCUUGGACGCUUCCUGGGACGAUUCGAACUGGGAGGCUGAGAUGCAAAAGCGAUUCGGUGAAGAAUACUACGAAGAAGCCGAGGGCAGUGAUGGUGACGGCAAGAAGAAGAAGCCCAAGAAGCCUACCUGGGACGAUGACAUCGAUAUCAACGACCUGAUCCCUGACUACGAGGAUGAGGAAGCCCAGCCCCUAGCCGAGCAAUCAGAAGGCGAGGACGAAGACGACGAAGCCUCCGGCUCCAAGAAACUGAGUAAGGCCGAGGAAAAGCGCAUCCAAAAGCGCGAAGCCCGUAAAGACCGCCUCCGCAUCGAUGAGGCCGUCGAGCGCAACCUCGACCUCGACAUCACUCUGCUCCCCGGAGCGACAAAGAAGAACGCGACCAAGUUCCGCUACCGCGAGACCUCACCACAGAGCUUUGGCCUGACGGCGCGGGAUAUCCUCAUGGCGGACGACUCACAGCUGAACAAGUUCGCUGGUCUGAAGAAGCUGGCCUCCUUCCGUGAAGAAGAGCAGAAGCAGCGUGAUCAGAGGAAGCUGGGCAAGAAGGCCCGUCUUCGUGAGUGGCGCAAGGAUACUUUCGGUGAUGAGAACGGGCCGGAGUUCAAGUUUGGUGGCGAUGUUCAGCCCCAGCCUGAAAAGACUGAGGCCAAGGUUGAUAUUCGAGAGGGUGAUGGGUCAAGGAAGAAGAGAAAGCGGUCGAAGAAGAACUAA
Penicillium soppii is the source of this 1803-nucleotide messenger RNA. Its product is annotated as KRI1 family protein. The record is from RefSeq and is a predicted model, not a curated record. Gene Ontology annotation, cellular component: 90S preribosome; nucleolus. The coding region runs from base 1 to 1803 and encodes 600 amino acids. The transcript is spliced from 2 exons. Lineage: Eukaryota; Fungi; Ascomycota; Eurotiomycetes; Eurotiales; Aspergillaceae. Gene Ontology annotation, biological process: endonucleolytic cleavage in ITS1 to separate SSU-rRNA from 5.8S rRNA and LSU-rRNA from tricistronic rRNA transcript (SSU-rRNA, 5.8S rRNA, LSU-rRNA).